This is a messenger RNA of Cladophialophora yegresii CBS 114405, 1335 nucleotides long. RefSeq lists its product as uncharacterized. Gene Ontology annotation, molecular function: clathrin-cargo adaptor activity. The transcript has 2 exons. Lineage: Eukaryota; Fungi; Ascomycota; Eurotiomycetes; Chaetothyriales; Herpotrichiellaceae. The coding region runs from base 1 to 1335 and encodes 444 amino acids. Gene Ontology annotation, cellular component: AP-2 adaptor complex; cytoplasmic vesicle. Gene Ontology annotation, biological process: intracellular protein transport; clathrin-dependent endocytosis. The record is from RefSeq and is a predicted model, not a curated record.
AUGUUGAGCGGGAUACUGCUCUUCAAUCAGAAGGGCGAGAACCUCAUCUUCCGCGCUUUUCGUCCUGACUGUCGGCCGCGAUUGGCAGACAUCUUCCGCAUCCAAGUGAUUUCCAAUGCGCAGGUCAGGUCACCCAUUCUGACCCUGGGUUCAACCACAUUCAGCCAUGUGAAGCACGAGAACAUCUAUAUCGUGGCUGUCACGAAAAGCAACGCCAACGCCGCCGUGAUCUUCGAAUUCGUCUACCGAUUCAUUGCGCUGGGAAAGCAGUACUUCGGCAAGUUUGAUGAAGAAGCAGUCAAGAACAACUUUGUGCUCAUCUACGAGCUACUAGACGAAAUUCUCGACUUUGGCUACCCUCAAAACACCGACAUCGACGUCCUCAAGCUGUACAUUACUCCUGACAACAUCUCAUCCGCUAUUCGAUCCGUCUCCGCACCUGCCGCCGACACCUCCAAAAUCACAAUGCAGGCGACGGGCGCACAGUCGUGGCGUAGAGGGGACAUCAAGUACCGAAAGAAUGAGGCGUUUGUGGACGUAAUCGAGGACGUCAAUCUGCUCAUGAGUGCCACCGGGACGGUCCUGCGCGCGGACGUGACGGGUCAGAUUGUCAUGAGGGCAUACCUCAGCGGCACACCAGAAUGUAAAUUUGGUCUCAAUGAUCAACUCGUGGUGGGCCACAUUGCACCAGGCAUGGACGGGCCCGUGGGAAAUCCCAAUACGAGACGAAAGGCCACCCGAGCUGCGGCUGGCUCUGUGACCUUGGAGGAUUGCCAGUUUCACCAAUGCGUCCAGCUCGGCAAGUUCGAGACGGACAGGACGAUCUCCUUCGUUCCGCCAGAUGGAGAGUUCGAAAUGAUGCGCUAUCGAGCCGUUGAGAACGUCAACCUCCCGUUCAAGGUCCAUGCUAUUGUUCGCGAAGUGGGGACUACAAAGGUCGAAUACAGUAUUGCCGUCAAAGCCAACUAUGGAAGCAAACUGUUCGCGACCAAUGUCGUGGUGAGGAUCCCGACACCCUUGAACACGGCGAACAUCACAGAAAGGACCACGCAAGGCAAGGCCAAGUACGAACCGGAAAGCAACUGCAUUGUGUGGAAAAUUGCACGAUUCGUUGGGGGCAGCGAGUUCGUCCUCAGCGCCGAAGCUCAUCUCACCAGCAUGACGAAUCAAAAAGCCUGGUCACGACCUCCCUUGAGCAUGAACUUUUCUCUGCUCAUGUUUACCAGCUCUGGGCUGCUGGUGCGUUACUUGAAGGUGUUCGAGAAGAACAACUACAGCAGUGUCAAAUGGGUCCGCUACAUGACCAAGGCCGGAAGCUACGAGAUACGAUUCUGA